AGACAGCUGCGUGAAUGGGUCGGCCUCGCAGAUAAAAACGACUUUCGAAACCGAGACUCCGUGGGCAAGUUCAAAACCUUAAAAAAAAGGAAAUGCUUUGUCUACGAUCAGUGAUAACAUUUAAAGUAUCUGUCGGCGCAGAUGCAGAAUGCAGGAAGCAACAAUGUGUCCUGCAAAUAACGGAUGUGUUAUUGGCCGCGGAGGUUUGACGUGAGUGAGGUUGCACCGGGUCCUAUCGCUGGUUUGGCGGAAAGACCGCGACUUCAGUUUGAUUUUACAAGGGUCCACAGACACAGCAGCAGUCUGCCGCUACGAGAGGACCAGAAAUCUGCAGCUCACAGAAUGAAGAGAUCAAAAUGAUGCUGCCUCUAAAAAGGGAUUAAACUCUGGGCGCCACCUCGCUGGGAUCCGCUGCUGGUGGAUAAUACAGAUUUGCCACCGGGAGUUGAGAAAGGAGACAUGCCGUCGCUGAGCAUCCGUUGCGACGCUUGACUGACCAUGAUGAAGACCGAAUCCACAUCCAAGAGCACCGGCUCUGGCUCCACGCUCAGGAGCCCAUCCCCGCACAGGAACGCGUACGAGGCGGGGAUGCAGGCCCUGAAGCCCGUCAAAGACAAUGCUGCAAAUGGGGAUAUGCAGGAGGGCCCCCGAGGGCGCAGGUACGGCUCUAACGUGCACCGUAUCAAAAACAUGUUCCAGCAGAUGCAGACCAUAUCCCCAGCCGACGCAGAGGGAGAGGACAACGCAAGGAGCGCCGACAAAACGGUCCGCCUCUCCCUGCCCAGAGCCGGGAGCCUGAACGAGAACGUGGACCACAGCGCGCUGCUGAAGCUCGGAUCCACCGUGUCCGAGCGCGUCAGCAAGUUCGACACUAAGCCGGAGAAUGGGCACCAGCGGGCCUCGUCGCCCAGCUACUCCAAGCUGCAGGAGACACGCCGCAUCUUUGAGGAGAAGCAGCAGCAGGAAAAGCUGCAGCAGGAGAAGCUGGCCACUACCAGGGUCUUGCUGAAGACAGAUAAGGCCUCGGGCUUUCAGGAUGGCAGGUUGGACAUGGUGGCUCGUUUUAAUGGCAGCACAGAGUCCCUGGACAGCCUGGACACUAGUGAAGCAGUGUCCCCUACAGUCAGCCAGCUCAGUGCUGUGUUUGAAAGGGCAGCCGAGCUCCGGAACAACCUCCACCGUCUCUCCUCUACACCACCACUCCCUUCCAGAGGGGUCAGCGCCAAGGUAGGUGUGUUGAACUCCAAGAUAAUCACAAAGAGGGUCAGUGCCUUUGCAUCAGGCAACCAGGGGGAUGAGAUAAGCAGUCAGAAGGGACAGGAGACACCGCCGAGGGGCCCCAGAGGAAGGGUGACUCCCCCAUCUGAAAGCAUUAAUGGGGGCCAGAGUGUUGGCCAGUAUGCCUCAACUGCUGAACUUUCCAGUAAUGUAGGAGACCCAAAUGAACAGAGAGAAAAGACUGUUUCAGAUGCAGGUGUUGAGGCCAAAGUUGAUGUUAAACAUGAGGAACACUCUGGGUCCAGUGAGCUCAGCAGCACAACACUGCAAGGUGACAUCUACAACUCUGUGCAGAAUGGAGAAACUGCUGCAGAGAAGCAAAGCUCUCCAAAGAGUGGCGAGAUGGUCAGGCAGGAGGAGCUGGAAGACAGGACUCUCAGAGAAGACCAGUCAGGCCGGGACUCUGUGGAUAUCAGUACCUACAGUGCGGUGGGGGAGGACUAUGAAGGGAGCCAGAAGGAUGAGGAAGAAGAAGACGAGGGCGAUGACCGGUACGAGCCAGAGUCCAGCUGUGUGGAGAUUUCUGGGCUGCCUACGGAAGAGGAUCCGCCCCCUUCAAGAAAGAUUCGCUUCAGCAUAGAGCCCAUCAAGGUGUUUGCCACCUAUUCCAACGAGGACUACGACAGACGUAAUGAAGAUGUGGAUCCCAUGGCAGCAUCUGCUGAGUACGAGCUGGAGAAACGAGUGGAGAGGCUGGACCUGUUCCCUGUGGAGCUGGAGAAAGAUGGUGAUGGCCUGGGCAUCAGUAUCAUCGGGAUGGGUGCAGGCGCUGACAUGGGCCUGGAGAAACUGGGCAUCUUUGUGAAGACUGUCACAGAAGGAGGAGCAGCGCACAGAGAUGGCAGGAUCCAGGUGAAUGAUCUAAUUGUGGAGGUGGAUGGGACCAGUUUGGUGGGAGUCACCCAAAGCUUUGCCGCCUCUGUACUCAGGAACACCUCGGGAACUGUCAAGUUUGUGAUUGGACGAGAGAAGCCGGGCGAACAGAGCGAAGUGGCCCAGCUCAUCCAGCAGACCUUGGAGCAAGAGCGCUGGCAGAGGGAGAUGAUGGAGCAGCGCUACAACCAGUACAUGGACGAACAAGAGGGUGGGGAAUAUGGCACAGACGAGGAAGAGGAUGAUGACGAGGAAGCUAGUCCACCAUAUCCCACAGCCAUCGAGGUGUUUGACUUGGCGGAGAACGAGGACAUGUCUCCUCUGGAGACAGACCCUGAGAAACUGGCCCAUAAAUAUAAAGAGCUCCAAAUAAAGCAUGCUGUCACCCAGGCUGAGAUCCAGCAGCUGAAAAGAAAGCUGCACCACGCAGAGCAGGAGAAGCAGCGCUGGCGUAUGGACAAGGCCCAGCUGGAGCAAACCCUGCAGGAGAACAAGGAGCGCAUGGAGAAGCUGGAGGGCUAUUGGAUGGAGGCUCAGAGCCUGUGCCAGGCAGUGGAUGAGCAUUUGAAGGAGACGCAGGCCCAGUAUCAGGCCCUGGAGCGCAAAUACAGCAAAGCCAAACGUCUGAUUAAGGAGUAUCAACAAAAGGAGAUUGAGUACCUGAAGAAGGAGACCCAGCGCUGCGCACAAGUUGGGGCUGAGGCCACCCUUCUGAAAGAGGAGUCGGGCCAACUCCAGGAACAGGUGGCUGACCUGGAGUGCCGGGUGGAGGAGCUGAAAUCUGAACCAUUAUAAAAGCCUUUUUCUAAUAAAUGUAGAACUUCACCAGAUGACGGAGUGUUCAAAGUACUUGCAACGAACUGCAGGGUAACUUGGUGUGUGGUCGCAUACUGUAUGUGCCCAUCAGGCUUUGUGUUUCAGCCACUUAACCCUUUUAACCAUGUUUUUCUGUUGACAUUUAUGGGAACAUGCAGAGCUGCUUUAUCAUCACAAACGGACACCGUUGAGCUCUAGAUGUGCUGUUCCUUUUUCAUUUUCAGAGUUCAGUAUUUUCUCCCUUAAUUUGUGAUUCUUGUGACAGACCAGCUGUUGCUUUUUAAUUGCCAAAAAACAAAAAUCCUUUCUUUCUUUUGCCUAGUUUUGUGACUUUUCUUUCUGAGUUUGUACAGAUGUGAUACUGUGUGGUUUAACAAUCAAGUUUGGUUUGUAAAAAUCUUCAUGUGUAUAACAUUUCACAUAAUAUAAACUAAUGAGAUUUGAGGGUUGUUGUAUAUUUUGCGUGACGACGACGAUGUAAAUUGGGUGGAGAGCGCACUGAAGACGACAACAAUGGUGCUUUACCGGAUUGGAGGAAUAAACGGGAACAAGUCUGACGUGUCUUCAAAACUGUACAGUAGCCCAGCCUUCAUAGGGGUCUCGUCACAUAACCUUUAGAACCACCUGCUGCCUACCUUUCAGAUGUGUUGGUGUAUUUUUUACACAUUAGGACUCGUGAAUGAGCGACCGAUCCUCUGGUUUCAACCCCUCACUUCUUUAAAAAAAAAGGACCAUGGAAACAAGCCUCCACAACUGCUGUGCCACAAACAAUGGAUCUCUUGUCCCCCCCUUUCAAAUGGAUGUUGUCAUGGACUCGUAGAACUGGAAUUAGUUAGGACUACUGAUGUAAGAAACAUUACCGGACUGGGAAGUCAAAGAAGCCGUUACCAGCAGCAAAGUUUUAGAUACCAGGAGCUCGUCUCUAACCAGCAGCUGCACGUGACACCGCUGUGUGUAGCACAUGGAAAACACUGCCAGGUUUCUACCUGUUUCAGUUUACGCACAGUUUAAAUCAAACUGAAUCUUACUCGUGUCAACUGUCAUACCAGUAUGUUUGUAUAGUUCAGGUCAGGCUGAAAUAUUUUAAUUUUACUUAGUAUUUAUAAUAUAGUCAAGGUGGAAAUAUGAGCUAACAAGGACAAAUAGUGACAAAAGCAAUGCAAAAAUUAAUGUCCAAUAAACAAAGUUAUACUGUGUCAUGUAAGAAAAAACAUAGUAGAUCUGACUACAAAACUACAAAAACUUAAGACUUAAUUGAAAAAAAAAAAAAACAGGCAUGGUUAUGAGUAUUUUCAUAAUAUAAAGGCUUGUACAGUGCACAUGCUUUGCAUUGUAUGUUUUGUGGAAUAAA
Archocentrus centrarchus (flier cichlid) is the source of this 4318-nucleotide messenger RNA. RefSeq names its product neurabin-2-like. Bases 499 to 2946 code for a protein of 815 amino acids. The record is from RefSeq and is a predicted model, not a curated record. Gene Ontology annotation, molecular function: actin filament binding. Lineage: Eukaryota; Metazoa; Chordata; Actinopteri; Cichliformes; Cichlidae. Gene Ontology annotation, cellular component: dendrite; postsynaptic density; actin cytoskeleton. The transcript has 12 exons. Gene Ontology annotation, biological process: neuron projection development; actin filament organization; calcium-mediated signaling.